UUUCGUUUAGGGGUAAUCAGCUCCUAAACGAAAUCUUUUUUCUUGCAAAGAAAAAAACAUCUUUUUUUUAACUCGCUGAACUGCUCAGCGUCGGCUGGCGUCGCCGACAGCCCAAGACUCCCAUUCCGGCCAGUCGCCUGCUGUGCCCUGCUCCACAGCCUCCUGCCCCCCAUUCUAAGUCGGCAAUCUCUCUGCCUCUCUCUCGGGCUUGGCACUGGGGAGUCAGGUAAGUUUUGUAAAUUUCUCUACUGUGCUAAGGUGCACAACUCACACUGCAUCUCUUUGUGAGGCAACUUCAUUUGGAACAAUUCUUUUUCUUUUAUACAGAAGAUAGAUAGAUUGGUAGAUUUGGGGUUUUCCCUUUUUUGCAGAAAGUAAUAACUGAUGUAAAGAUAACCAUACAUGCUGCUUCGACGCAUGUACUAUUUCUUACCUUCCCUAUCGAAACCCUCAUUGUUAUUCUCUCCUCAUUCCAAAAUCUUGGCUCAUAUUCCCCUUAAGCUUGGUAAUGCUGAAGCCUGGCGGGCAAUUCAAUCCUCCUUGAACAGACCGAACCAUUUCUCUACAGUCUUGCAUCUUAUCCAAGAAGAAGAUACAAUAACCUCUUCCAAAAAGAUGUCAAAAAAGGCCCGGCGUGAAGCUCCUGGAAAUGUUCUUCGGUUUAAACUACAGCGUUGCUCAAAAAGUGGUGACUUGAAAGAAGCUCUGCGCCUUUAUCACGAAGCCAAGUUGAAUGGAGUUGAAUUAAAUGUAAACCAUUAUAAUUCUUUGCUCUAUUUGUGUUCGGUUUGGAGUUCUAAAGAUGAUGCAGAAUCCAAAGAAUUCGGCAUUCAGGAGGGUUUUAAUAUUUUUAGGAUAAUGGGGUUGAAGAACAUUCUUCCAAAUGAGGGUACGUUCACUAAUGUUGCAAGGUUAGCUGCAGCUAAGGAAGACCCUGUUUUGGCUUUUGAUUUGGUGAAACAAAUGAAGGAUUCUUGUAUUCCUCCUAAGCUGAGGUCGUAUGGACCAGCCUUGUUUGGCUUUUGCAAGAAAGGAAUGCCAGAUGAGGCUUAUGAAGUCGAUUGCCAUAUGCUAGAAUCAGGGUUAGUCCCAGAAGAGGAAGAGCUUUCUGCUCUAUUAAAGGUGAGUUGUGAGUCAAAACGCGUUGAGAAAGUAUAUGAAUUGAUGCAUAGGUUAAGGGCGUCUGUUAGGCAAGUGUCGGAAAACACUGCUACCAUUGUGGAAGAUUGGUUUAGGUCAGAAACUGCUGCAGGGGUUGGGAUAGAAAAGUGGAAUGUGGAGAAGGUGAAAAAUGGUGUGUUGAAGGGUGGGGGUGGGUGGCACGGGCAAGGUUGGUUGGGUAAGGGAGAAUGGGAAGUUGUGAGAACUAAAAUGGGUGAGAGAGGCGUGUGCCAUUCAUGUAGAGAAAAGCUUGUAAGCAUUGAUAUUGAUUUGAUCGAGACUGAGAAUUUCGCUAAUUCAUUGGCAAAGUUGGCUUCUGAAAGGGAGGCCAAAAAUUCAUUUUAUCACUUUCAGGAGUGGCUUAGGAGGAAUGGUCCAUUUGAUGCAGUGGUAGAUGGUGCAAAUGUUGGCCUCAUUAAUAACCGAGACUUCAGUUUUUUACAGCUCAAAUCUGUUGUCAAUGAGUUACAUAAAAGAAGCAAAUCAAAGAAGCUGCCACUUGUUAUAUUGCACACAAGUCGUGUAACGGGAGGACCUGCUGUGCAUCCUAGGAACAAGAAGUUAUUGGAAAGCUGGAGAAGUGCUGGUGCUCUUUAUGCCACUCCGCAGGGUUCAUGUGAUGAUUGGUAUUGGUUAUAUGCUGCGGUGAGUUGCAAGUGUUUGCUGGUCUCUAAUGAUGAGAUGAGGGAUCACAUAUUCCAGCUGUUAGGGAAUGGCUUUGUCCCCAGAUGGAAGGAAAAACACCAGAUCCGGAUGACUGCAUCUAGGGAAGAGGGACUUAAGCUACACAUGCCUCCUCCAUAUUCAAUUGUUAUUCAAGAGUCGGAGGAGGGAAAUUGGCAUGUACCAACUGUAACAGGUGAUGACCUUGAAACGCCCCGCCAGUGGCUAUGUGCUACCCGGAAGAGGAGAAAGGCACUGCAUAAUCUCUUUUAGUUAGCAUGUGUUUUUUCAAGUUCAUCAACUUCAAGAAAGAGAUUAGAAUGAAAUAUUUUUUCGACAAAUUACCCUCUUAAUCUUUAUUGUUAAAAUUACCAGGCAUUUUGUGGUUGUGUAAAUUCA
Messenger RNA from Cuscuta epithymum, 2223 nucleotides. Lineage: Eukaryota; Viridiplantae; Streptophyta; Magnoliopsida; Solanales; Convolvulaceae. The record is from the annotation of a GenBank genome assembly.